Myripristis murdjan (pinecone soldierfish) is the source of this 6067-nucleotide messenger RNA. RefSeq names its product endothelin converting enzyme 2b (gene ece2b). Gene Ontology annotation, cellular component: plasma membrane. The coding region runs from base 100 to 2391 and encodes 763 amino acids. Lineage: Eukaryota; Metazoa; Chordata; Actinopteri; Holocentriformes; Holocentridae. The record is from RefSeq and is a predicted model, not a curated record. Gene Ontology annotation, molecular function: metalloendopeptidase activity. The transcript is spliced from 19 exons. Gene Ontology annotation, biological process: protein processing.
AGGCAGACAGAGGGUGAGACAGGCAGGCUGACAGACAGGCGGGCAGAGGAGGAUGGGCUGGCGGAGCGGCCGUCGGUAGCGGUGAGUCGGAGCUCCAGGAUGAGCGUAGCGCUGCAGGACCUCAGGAACACCAUGUCCAACUAUAAGCGAACUACGCUGGAGGAGGAGGAAGUGUCAGAUGCUCCUGCUGAUGGAAACUCGUCUCCGGACAGUGUGGAGGUGGGCUUCAGGAAGGGCGGGGUGGAUAUUCUGGGCAGGAGAACCCAGCUGGAGGUUCUGCUGUCUGUCCUGCUGCUGGCCGCCAUGCUGGCCCUGCUGGCCUGUCUGCUGGCCCUGGGCCUGGGCUACCAGUCUGACGAUGGGCGGGGCCUGUGCCUGUCCGAGGCCUGCAUCACGGUGGCCAGUCAGAUGGUGGAGGCCAUGGACCGCGGCGCCGACCCCUGCCACGACUUCUACCAGUUCGCCUGCGGAGGCUGGAUGAGGAAGAACCCACUGCCCGACGGACGCUCGCGCUGGUCCACCUUCAACAGCAUCUGGGAGCAGAACCAGGCCCUGCUCAAACACCUGCUGGAGAACGGGACGUUUAACGGCAGCAGCGAGGCGGAGAGGAAGACGCAGGCCUACUACCUGUCCUGCCUCAACCAGCAGAGGAUAGAGGAGCUGGGCGCUCAGCCUCUUGUCGACCUCAUCGCCAAGAUCGGGGGGUGGAACAUGACGGGUCCCUGGGACAAGGAGAACUUCAUGGAGGUUCUGAAGGUGGUCUCUGGUCCUUACCGAGCACAGCCCUUCUUCACCGUGGGCGUGAGCGCUGACCCCAAAAACUCCAACAGCAACGUCAUCCAGGUGGACCAGUCAGGGCUAUUCCUGCCAUCCCGAGACUAUUACCUCAAUAAGACAGCCAAUGAGAAGGUGCUGGCAGCCUACCUGGAGUACAUGGUGGAGCUGGGGCUGCUGCUGGGAGGGGAGAGGAGCUCCACCCAGAUGCAGAUGCAGCAGAUCCUGGAGUUUGAAACGGCACUGGCCAACAUCACCGUGCCGCAGGACCAGCGCCGCGACGAGGAGAAGAUUUACCACAAGAUCACCGUGGCAGAACUGCAGCUGCUGGCCCCGGCGGUGGACUGGCUGGACUACCUGUCUUCCUCUCUGUCACCUCUGGAGCUGAACGACAGCGAACCUGUCGUCCUAUAUGCCAGGGAGUACCUGCAGCAGGUGUCUGACCUCAUCAACAAGACUGACCGCAGUCUGUUGAAUAACUACAUGAUGUGGACGCUGGUGCAGAAAGGUGUGGCCAGUCUCGACCAGCGCUUUGAAAAUGCUCAGGACAAACUGCUGGAGAGUCUCUACGGCACCAAGAAGUCCUGCACCCCCCGCUGGCAGACGUGUAUUGGGAACACCGACGACACGCUGGGCUUCGCUCUGGGCGCGCUCUUCGUCAAGGCCACCUUCGACAAGCACAGCAAGGAGAUCGCUGAGGAAAUGAUCAAUGAGAUCCGCUCUGCGUUUAAAGAGGCUCUGGAUCAGCUGAGCUGGAUGGACGCGCAGACUCGACAGGCUGCUAAAGACAAGGCAGACGCCAUCUACGACAUGAUCGGCUUCCCUGAAUUCAUCCUGGACCCCAAAGAGCUGGACGAUGUCUAUGAUGGGUACGAGGUGUCAGACGACAGCUUCUUCCAGAACAUGUUGAACUUCUACAACUUCUCAGCCAGAGUGAUGGCAGACCAGCUGAGGAAGACUCCUAACAAAGACCAGUGGAGUAUGACUCCUCCUACAGUUAAUGCCUACUACAUGCCCACUAAGAACGGCAUCGUCUUCCCCGCCGGGAUCCUGCAGGCACCUUUCUACGCCCACGACCACCCAAAGGCGUUGAACUUCGGAGGGAUCGGGGUGGUGAUGGGUCACGAGCUCACACACGCCUUCGAUGACCAGGGGAGGGAGUAUGAUAAGGAGGGGAACCUGCGUCCGUGGUGGCAGAACUCGUCGGUGGAGGCGUUCCGGCAGAGGACCGAGUGCAUGGUGGAACAGUACAGCCAGUACACCGUCAACGGAGAACACAUCAACGGCAAGCAGACGCUGGGAGAGAACAUCGCCGACAACGGAGGCCUGAAGGCCGCCUAUCAUGCCUACAGGUCGUGGGUUCAGAGGAACGGCGAGGAGAAGAGACUUCCUGCAGUCAACCUGACCAACGACCAGCUCUUCUUUGUGGGAUUUGCUCAGGUGUGGUGCUCAGUCCGGACACCAGAGAGCGCUCAUGAGGGUUUGGUGACGGACCCCCACAGCCCCCCCCGCUACCGCGUCAUCGGCACGCUCGCCAACUCGCCGGACUUCAGCCGCCACUUCAGCUGCCCUGCAGGAACUCCCAUGAACAGCGGGAGGCGCUGUGAGGUGUGGUAGAGCCGGCGGGACGGGGGCCGGGGGUCUGAGGGUUGGCCGCUCUCUUAAUUAGCAGAUGAGUUGCUUAAUUAGCUCUUUAUUAGCAGGCCAGUCAUUUGAUUAGAGGGCGUUUCUGUUGGGGGGGUCAUAUUUAAUUUCCUACAGAUAAUAUUAAUAUGUUCAUUAACGACGGGCCACCUGACACAGUGGUUACCCUCACUUCCUCUCCGUUGCCAUGGAAACUUUACGGACACAUGGGACUUCUACCUGUCAGAUGAACGAGGACUUAACGAUGGACGCUAAAUGGACAAAUGAAGGACCACGACAAGGAGGAGGAGGAGGAGGAGGAGGAGGAGGAGGAGGAUGAAGGAUGAAGGAUGAAGGACAGGCCAUGUGCUCCUGCUGAGGAUCAGGACUGUGGCUUUAUUAUUAUUAUGAGCUGCUGUUUAGCAUCAGUGGGUUUCUGCUUUAGGUCGUGUGUGUGUGUGUGUGUGUGUGUGUGUGUGUGUGUGUGUGCGGUCAGUGUGUGUGUGUGUGUGUGUGUGCGGUCAGUGUGUGUGUGUGUGUGUGUGUGUGUGUGUGUGUGUGUGUGUGUGUGUGUGUGUUCAUUGGACUUGGCCUGGUGAAUGUCUCUGUGUGUCUCUGCUCGUCCUCGUCGCUCUCUCAGAUGAAACCACUGUGAUGACCUCACAGGAAGUGCUGGGCUCUCUCUGUGAUGACCUCACAGGAAGUGCCGGGCUCUCUGUGAUGACCUCACAGGAAGCGCCGGGCUCUCUGUGAUGACCUCACAGGAAGCGCCAGGCUCUCUGUGAUGACCUCACAGGAAGCGCCGGGCUCUCUGUGAUGACCUCACAGGAAGCGCCGGGCUCUCUGUGAUGACCUCACAGGAAGCGCCGGGCUCUCUGUGAUGACGUCACAGGAAGCGCCGGGCUCUCUGUGAUGACCUCACAGGAAGCGCCGGGCUCUCUGUGAUGACCUCACAGGAAGCGCCGGGCUGUCUGUGAUGACCUCACAGGAAGCGCCGGGCUCUCUGUGAUGACCUCACAGGAAGCGCCGGGCUCUCUGUGAUGACCUCACAGGAAGUAGAUUGAGUUUUGCUUCCUGGCAGGAUGGAGGCGGCGGCCACACUUCCAGUCACUCAGCAAACCAGCCGGUCAGAGGAUCAGUCAGUCAGUCAGCCUGUAAGCGUCUCCUUGCUCCUGCGUGACCCGCCGGCGCCUCCCUGUGGAGAGAACGAGGAGCUGCACCGCCUCGGUUCUGCUCCAGAAUGAAUCAAGUGGAGGAACUACUUUGUCCGUGUAUCCCUACGCCGCAGCUUCAGCCACCGGGCGUGUGAACAAACACUCAGCGCUGAGGGGAGCCGCGGCGUAGGGAUACACAGACAAAGUAGUUCCUCCUGUUUGGAGGUCAGAGGCUGUAAAAGAGCGGGAAAAUGAAUCCCUGACCAACGAGUGGCUCUUUGUCAGGAGGACCCGGGGCGUUCUGCAGCCCCCGCAGAGCGGAGAACCACAAGAACCUUUAAAGGAACAGCAGCUGCUAGCGGAGCUGCUAGCGGAGCUGCUAGCUUAGCUGUAGCGGAGGGAAAGUCCUGCACCUUCAGAGCUGACGAGUCCAGACCCUUCCCCCUGAGCUUCUGGGUUAGGUUAAGGGUUCUCACGCUCAGGGUUAGGGUUCUCACGCUCAGGAGGAGAACCCACUGUUCUGUUUGUUCUCUCAUGUCAGCUGCAGACAGCCUCACUGUGGAAGGGGCGGUCCCAGGUGGGUGAGGUGCAGAGGAGGGGCUCACCUGGACGCAGCCGAGCGGCCACGUCUGAACCUGCCCCACCAUCAAUCCCAGAAUGCAAUGCUCUGUUAUGUUGGACAGGACAGCUAAGCUAGCAGCUUCCUGCUGAGCUAACUAACGUUAGCACACCUGCUCACACAACAACCACUAACUAGGCUGCUGUGUGUGUGUGUGUGUGUGUGUGUGUGUGUGUGUGUGUGUGUGUUACUGCUUCCUGCUAGUAAAGAAGUAACUAAGUCCAUCUUGACUAUAUUAAGCAGCCUGUUCCAUCCUGCUGCCCUUCACUGCUGAUGACAUCACUGCUGGUGACAUCACUGCUGGUGACAUCACUGCUGAUGACAUCACUGGUGACAUCACGGCCUGCUGGUGUGUGUCAGUGGAAGGGAGAUUCUGCUGAAGCUGCUUUUGCCAAAGAUUUUGUUGUUUAACUUGAGAAUGAAUUAUUUUGACUUUGCAGUUUAUGAAGUCAGUGGAUCCCCUGUGUGUGUGUGUGUGUGUGUGUGUGUGUGUGUGUGUGUGUGUGUGUGUGUGUGUGUGUGUGUGUGUGUGUGUGUGUGUGUGUGUGUGUGUGAUCAUUAGUGGUCAGUUGUCUGGACUCCCGUGCUUCUGUCAUCUAUCCAAGGGAUUUUAUCUCCACCUGCGGUCUGCGGCCCCCUGGUGGUCUGUUGAGGUAGUGCAGGUGGCUCCUGACCAGGUAUUCAAUAACAGAGUUUGAAUGCUGGAAUCUUUUUUGUUGUCGUUGUUUGUUUAUUUGUUGUUGUUGUUUAUUUUUUGUUUGCUUUUUUAAUAUUUUCAUUUAUUACUUCUUGUUUGUGAAUAAUCAAAUUCAUUCAAAUAUAUGACAUUUAUAAAACUCCAGGUGAUCCUGCUAAUGUUGGAGUGGGUCAUGUAUCCAGCUGUACAUGCGUAUAUAUGUAUGUGUAGAUAUACAUGUAUAUAUGUAUGUUAUGUGCGUGUGGCGUCCAGGUGAAGUGAUGGUUGACGGACAGGUGACAUGGCCCUGAUCAGCUGACUCACUGAUGAGCUUUCAUUACCUGCUCUCAGGCGGCAGGACAACUCACCUUGUUUUUCAAUUGAGCCUUAAACAGCGUCUGGUGGCGUGAAGCGUCCCGGGACCUCAGAGGAGCUCCCAGUGCAGCGAGUACCAGCCCACUUCAAACACUGGUACUACAGCAGUACUACAGCAGUACUACAGCAGUACUGCAUUCAGAACACUUGAUCUUCUUCGUAUACUGCAAAGCGUUUAGAGCUCAGCAGUGUACAUACUACUGCCCACAGUACUACAGCAGUAUUACCACAGUACUACUGCAGUAUUACCACAAAGCAUAUCUAGACGGAGAGCUGAACAGAAAUGUGCCAUCCAUCCUGCCAAAGGACAUUACCCAUGAUUCCAGAGGGUGCCAGGCUCCUUGUAUCCGCUGUACAUGAGACCAUCUUGUGUGUACUUGUGUAUCUUUGCCUUAUUUAAUUCAACAGUUCUUGUAUGAUUGUGUACGUGGCGUGUUCUGUUAGUAACAGUCGAUAAAGUUUGAACAUGUUGGAGGAAACCUGAGGAGCGCUCACUUUAUCUUCUCUUGUAAGCGAUGUGUUCCUCUUCACGGCUGUUUCAAGUGCCUGAGAAGACAAACCGAGCGCUCCUCCGCUUCCUGUCCGGCCGUCUGGGCGCCGCCGCGGCUUCACGUGUUCACAUCCAGCACCCAGCUACGUCUGACGUGGUGGCGGCAGAGGGGGCGGGGCUAGGCCUCACCUCGCCGCCACCGAAACGCGUCAUGCAAAGUAAUUCCAUGUCUCGCACAGUCUUAAAAUGCCCGUGUGCUUGGAAGCGAAGCGAGGUCGAAGAUGAAGGUGUCACCUCUGUGCUGUACAACAUCCACCUGAAUAAAGAUCUAUAUCUACAUGAAUAUAUAUUAUGAA